GCCAGCAUAAAACCACUCUGUGCUGGAGCAGUGUGGAAAGAACACGGAGGCGUGGUGAACGCCAACGCAGAACGCAUCGCGUCGACGGCGCGGAGCACCAGACAGCCUCGCCAGGCAGCGUGUACCGGCUACACUCCUGGGGCAGCCACUACUGGCACUCACACCACUACUGGCACUCACACCGAUGGCCGAGCAAGCGGGCUGCUGCGAGGGCGAGGGCCGCGCCGCGACGGUCGCGGUCCUCGUCCUCUCGAUCAUCGUCUUCAUGGCCAACAUCUACGCGAUGGUCAUCGCAACAGAUAUUCACGCGUACUACUGGAUCAUGACCUAUCACUUCGUGGGGACGAUCGGGGUCCUCGUGGCGACGUCGGUUUACGCCUGCCGGUGCUGCGGCGAGGGAGGCUUUCCCCUGAGGCGCCUGGGGCAGGCCCUGGCCGCGUACGUCGUCCUCUGCGGCGUCGUCUGCUUCGUCGCCGUCCUCGCCGCCAAGGACGGCGCGAUCGAGGACAACUGCGCGGAGUCGAGGGAGUGCGACUUGAGUGUCCUCUUCAGCUGCCCCAAGGAGAACCAAGAGUUCUACCAGUGCGUCGACGAUCCGGACCCGGUCGAACAAGUGCUGAACGACAACACCUGCGGCGGCAAACUGUACGCUCCGAAGUGGCACAACUGGGGCUGCGACCGCGACGACGACAAAUACCUUUGUCGCGCGUUCUGCACGAAGAAGGCCUGCACCGACUACUGCAACCCGUUUAGCGACCACCACAAGGACCAGUGCGGCGACCGCAGCGACUGCUAUACCAUCACGCAGUUCCUCGAACAGUUUUUGAUCCGGACGUGCGUCGUCGUCAUCCUCUUCCUCCUCGUGCCCGCGGCGGCGCUCGCGGGCGUCGCCGUCCAGGCGAAGGAGCCCGAGCGCGUGAACCCGUCGAUCGAGAUGCGGCAGAUGCCGCCCAUCGUCGCGGCGGUGCCGCUGCCCGCGGGCAUGCAGCCGUAUCAGGCCCAGCCCGGCCAGCCGCCGCAGAUGGUCCCGGCGCCGGUGAUGGCGACGGUGCAGGAGCCGCAGGCCAAGGUCGUCAACGAGGCGAACGCGACGAUGCUGUGAACCCCCCCCCCGGUGUUUUCCCUAAC
Molecule: messenger RNA, 1128 nt
Organism: Pelagomonas calceolata
Lineage: Eukaryota; Pelagophyceae; Pelagomonadales; Pelagomonadaceae
Source: the annotation of a GenBank genome assembly